UGCAAAAACCCAAUGGAGACAUUCAAUCAAUGCCAAAGAUCGAAUAACAACCGACGACUUCAACGGCCCCAUUAUCUCAUGUGUGAAUGGCACCUCUGGAAGCGCUUGUCUGGACACGUUUUAACGUUGGACUUCUCACCGGAAUGCGUAGUACCGUGCGCACGGCUGUUGGGGCAGCUUGCCACCGCGACGCAAAGCUCCCUUUGAUGUUUUUACAAUGUUUGUCCAGUUGCUUGGCGCAUGGUGCCGCUCCAUAAGAGUUUCAGACACUGGAGGACCGUGGGGGCGGUCAGAGGGGGCUGCCCUUUCCACCUCCAUUCACACUCUGAAAGGCUGAUGUUGCGUCUUUCUCUCUCAUUGUGCACUUUCGCUCGCUGUUCGGGGAAAUCGACCCGAAUGAGAGUUGGCCCAUUGUUGCGGGAGUUUUGGUUCGUCGUGGCAAAUGUUGCAUGCGACCGAGCUGCAUUUUACACGCGGCUCUUUGGGUGUUUUUUUCUGUUCAGUCCAGCGCGUGGGAACUCUUGUCUUGUUCUUUGGAAUUGCAACAAGUCUCCUCUUUGCGCAGAGCGAGCUAAUUUCCUCGAUGCUUACGUGCGAAACGGACGAUCGCAAUUGCACAUCGGCCACGGACUUAUUUCAGAAUUGAACACCUGUAGAAGGAAUGGAUUUACCCGGUUGGAGACUUAUCCAAAAAAGCAAUAAUGCAUAAAAUUCCUCUACAACUUCUCGAGGGUUUGAAGCGUAAACGUUGGAAUAAUGCGCCCGACGUAAAUAAACUAGUAAAAGGAUGGAUGCGCGCGUAUUUGCUGCUCCUCCUGGUUUGCAAAUUUCCAGAACUUUCUUUUUGUUCAAGUGAUGCAGGAUCCACAGUUGAACACGAAGGAUUUUGUCCCAAUAAGCUGAAUUCCAAUCUCUGGGUUGAUGCGCAAAGCACCUGCGAGAGAGAAUGCAACGUCGAUGAGGACUGUGCUGACUUUGAGAAAUGCUGCACCAACGUGUGUGGUCUCAACAGCUGCGUGGCUGCACGUUUCUCCGAUGGCACCCCUGCCCAGCCGGACGGGCAGGCUGGAGGAGACGGAAAUGGUGCAACCAACUCCACAGCUACCUGUGAGGACUUUAUCUGCAGCCAGCAGGGAGCAACCUGUGACAUCUGGGAAGGACAGCCCAUCUGCAAGUGCCAGGACCGGUGUGAGAAAGAGCCCAACUUCACGUGCGCUUCGGACGGCCUCACGUACUUCAACCGCUGCUACAUGGACGCCGAGGCCUGCAUUGGCGGGGUGACUUUAACGGUGGUCCCCUGUCGCUUCUACCUGGCCGGGCCCCACACCAGUCCACUGCCUCGGGACACAACGGCUAACCCCACCCCGACAUCGUCCCAGGAGGACCCCAUGCCCCCCGCACUGUUCUCCAACCCCCACCACCAGUCGGUCUACGUCGGAGGUACGGUCAGCUUCCACUGUGACGUCGUGGGAGCCCCCAGACCUGAUGUAACUUGGGAGAAACGGAACGAACGGCGCGAGCAGCUCGUCAUGAGGCCUGACCAGAUGUAUGGCAAUGUAGUUAUCACCAACAUCGGUCAGCUCGUAAUUUACAACGCCCAGGUGUGGGACACGGGUAUCUACACUUGCAUUGCGCGGAAUUCGGCGGGGGUCCUUCGCGCGGACUACCCGCUGUCUGUCAUCCGCCGGGCCGGCGAUGAUUUCUCUGAAGAUCCCGAGAUGCCCAUGGGAAGGCCAUUCUCACCAGCAGACUGCCAUGCCGAAGUCGACCUGAGAGUGUGCAGUGGGGAGCGUCACGUGGACUGGUACUAUGACGGCAAGCAGGGCUCCUGCGUGGCCUUCAGCAAUGGCGGAUGCGACGACAGCCGCAACCGAUUUGAGACCUAUGAGGAGUGUAAGGCUUCCUGUCAGAGGGAAGGGAUGGGCAUCUGCUUUCUGCCUGCUGUCCAGGGCCCGUGUAAAUCUUGGGAGCCACGUUGGGCCUGGAAUUCCAUCUUGAAGCAGUGCCAGGCCUAUGCCUAUGGUGGCUGCCAUGGAAACGCCAACAGCUUCAGCACCAAAAAGGAGUGUGAGGCAAACUGCCCGCAGCCCAAAAAGAAACCAUGUAAGCCCUGUCGAGCGAAGGGGAAAAUGGUGCCCAGCUUGUGCAGGAGUGACUUUGCUAUUGUUGGCCGGCUGACAGAGCUGGUGGAGGAUCUGGACUCAGGGUUGGCCCGCUUUAGCUUGGAAGAAGUCCUGAGAGAUGAAAAGAUGGGGUUGACUUUGUUCAAUACCAAACACCUAGAGGUGACUAUUGCCAAGAUAGACUGGAGCUGUCCCUGUCCCAACAUCACCAUGGAGGAAAACCCUCUACUGGUGAUGGGUGUAGUGCAGGAUGGCAUGGCCAUCAUCCAAUCAGACAGCUACGUCAGAGCCAUAACUGAUCGCAGACUAAAGAAGCUACGUGAGGUCCUAAAUAAAAUGACCUGUGAGGUAUUGUAAAAGUCACGGGACUGUGGUCACUUUUACCUUUAGCACUGAAUAGAGGCAUUACGAUUGGAAACUGAUAUUUAAUCAGUCUCUAAAUCAAAGGACCCAAUGCCUUAUAUGUUAAUGUAGAUAUGAGAUGUAAUUUGCAUGUACAAUAUAUAUUCAUUUCAACACAGGUUGUGGUACAUUCCAGGUGUGUUGUAAGUCCAUUCAUAUCAAUGCUGAAAUGUUAUUAGAAAUUAGUUCAAAUAUAGAUACGUUUUUUGUCAUGUGUUCUGCGCGUUUCUGAAAAAUAAGGUAGCAGCCACACAAGUUAAUCACCAAAAAUGCCUAGCUUGUGAUGCUAAUGGAAUAGACAUUAAAAAAUACAAUAAUAAAACACAAAGUCCUAUAUCGCAUUAUCUUCAUUUUAUACGGGGCUUUUCAUACUAGUCAUAUAGGUGUUUAUAUAGCUUUUAUCUUGUUACAUGUGAUUUCAAGAUCUAAUGUGCAGCACAUUGAUGCUUAAAUAGUCCUGUUUGCAAAGCACUUCUUCUAACUUAGUUUUACACAAAGUCUUCAAACUGAAUGAAGAAAAGAGAGUAGUUGACUGUAUAAAAGCAAAUAACAUAAAGACAGCAUAUCAGUGAGCAGUUUUACUCAAGAGUGCAAUACAGAAGACUAUAUAAUGGAUUACAAUAUUUUAGUUUGCAUCAAACAUCUUCAUUGGUUUCACCCUGUUUUUGAAUAUGGGGAAACAAUUCCUUAAAAGUUCUAGAAAAUUUGGCAAUGUAUCCGAGUUUCAAGUGUAAGUUAAGGCGUUUCGACCGUCCUGCUCCAAUACUGGUCUGCACCCAGAGGAGGAACCACAGGAUGCUUCACACCAAACUCUCCUUCCUGAACAGAAGACACUUGUUGUUUGCAGGCAUGUCCACCUAGAAAAGAAGAUAUUGACAUUACCACAACUGCAUUGUUAACGGUGUUAUCUUUUUGUGUUUUAUGGGAAAUAAAUUGUAUUGUGUGAUCAAA
Molecule: messenger RNA, 3476 nt
Organism: Gasterosteus aculeatus aculeatus (three-spined stickleback)
Lineage: Eukaryota; Metazoa; Chordata; Actinopteri; Perciformes; Gasterosteidae
Gene: wfikkn1
Product: WAP, follistatin/kazal, immunoglobulin, kunitz and netrin domain containing 1
Biological process (GO): transforming growth factor beta receptor signaling pathway
Cellular component (GO): extracellular region
Molecular function (GO): transforming growth factor beta binding; serine-type endopeptidase inhibitor activity; receptor antagonist activity
Source: RefSeq, a predicted model, not a curated record